UGCUGCUCUAGCCGCCGUGGCUCUAUGGGGCAGCGGCUGCAUUGUUUUGAUCGGGGGGCUCGUUCGGCCAGGUCUGGCUAACCUUUACUAUCACACGUAACUCUAAGACUAUCCGGCACCUACAGAAACCGGGUCGGAUACAGACGAAUCCGCGGCCUCCGUCCGUUGGUUUUCACCGGAAGUCAUAUUUGGUAGUUCACUUCAGUCACACCCCUGAAUGGAAGCUGAAUAACUGGAGCAGGAGGUGAACGCGAUGAACCACCUGGUAGAAUAGAAAACCAGCCGUGCUUGUGAUACUUGAGGACCUGAUUGAAAACCACUCCAGAGUAUUAGUGCAUACCUCCACCUCUCCAGUCUCUACUCAACCUGCACGGUACUCUCGCUACAGAUCACAAUGUCAUCAGCAAACAUCAUAGUCCACAGAGACUCCUGCCUGAUCUCGUCCAUCAACCUGUUCAUCACCAUUGCAAACAAGAAAGGGCUCAGAACCGAUCCUUGAUCCCUCCCCUACAGGUCAAGGAACAUGAAUGACCAGACAGGCUCACCUGGAGCCAACACUGACAACAGCAGCCAGAGGAAUGGAGAAGAGAAGCCCCGUCGUGGCAGCUGGACCAAGGGGAGGAAGAGGAAGAAGCCGGUGAAGGACAGCAAUGCACCCAAAGCUCCACUGACGGGCUAUGUGCGCUUCAUGAACGACAGACGAGAGCAGCUACGUGCCGAACGGCCAGACGUUCCCUUCCCAGAAAUCACCAGGAUGCUCGGCAAUGAGUGGAGCAAACUACCUGCAGAGGAAAAGCAGCGUUACUUGGACGAGGCAGAGCGGGAUAAGGAGCGCUACAUGCGUGAGCUUGAGAAGUACCAGAAGACGGAGGCCUACAAACAUUUCACCCGCAAGGUCCAGGAGAAGCAGAAGGCCAAGAGGCACAGGGCAGAUGGCGGGCACCAGGUAGCCAAUGAGGCUCUGCAUGAGAAGGGAACAGAGGGGAAGGAAAGAUCUGUCUUUGACAUUCCCAUCUUCACGGAGGAGUUUCUCAACCACAGCAAAGCCCGCGAAGCCGAGAUGCGACAGCUGAGGAAGACCAACAUGGAGUAUGAGGAGCGAAACGCAGCACUGCAGAAGCACGUGGAGAGCAUGCGUGGCGCGGUGGAGCGUCUGGAGGCCGACAUCAUGCAGGAGAGAGGACGCAACAUCCUACUCCACCAGCACCUGGAGACCCUGCGGCAGGCCCUCACCUCCAGCUUCUCCUCCGUCCCGCUGCCCGGUAGCGGCGAGACGGCCACCCCGGACACCGUAGACUCCUACAUGAAGAAGCUGCACAGCAUCAUCCUCAGCAACCCCCAGGAACACGAGACCCUCAUCUGCACCGUGCGAGACGUGGUCAACCGCCUGGACAGAUAAUUGGACCAGCUCCCACUGACUGAUGCUGGAGACUCAGAGGACCACAGUAAUGGCUUCCUGUAGGCUGCUGUCUCUCACGGGCACCACUUCCUCCGGUCAACCCGUCUCUUCCUUGUCCAUUUCAGAACAUGUUGUAUGAUUCUGGUCAGGUAAUAGGGUGAUAGAGCAUUUAUUUAUUGUUUUUUACUUUUAUUUUCACACAUGUCAUGUCUUGAAGCUAGCUGUAGUCUGCUGGUUUACAAAGCAAACGGAUGUCAAGACUUUACAGGAUGUUUCUGUCGUGUCUCUUCACGUUGGGUUUGUGUUACGUUUGCUGUGAUGUCAGGUGGUUUCACAGCAGCACGUAAGCCGGUCUCAUGUUCCGUGUCAGAUCUGAACGCCUGUGGCCGUGUUCACACGUAGCAUCUUCUUUAAAGCUGCCAGCGUCUGUUUUAAAUCAUGAUCCUAUGGAGUAGACCAUGUUUGCCAAAACGUGAUGAGCGUUUUUUUUAAAUGCCGUCGGCGGCGUCUUUUUCUGCAGCUGGGGGCGUUGUUUUAGUUGAGAAAAGUUCAGCUUCUUGGGAAAAAAUGCCUGACGCCAAGCGCUUUGACAGCUGACUGAUCACAAGCAGUGUAAAAAGACCAGCCGUUUCCCAUAACAACCAUACCAACGUGAACCGCAGCUCAUCCAAACGGAGCUCCCGCACUAAGUUAUGGUAAGCACCAUACUGCCCCCGCCCCCCCGUACAAUGUCAUGCACCCACAGACGUCGAGGAAACUGACAUCCUCCUCUCUCUCAGCGUUAGAGGCCAGAGCGAGAGGCGGUUGUCUCUUCCUCCACAUUUUGUAUCGCGAAAACGUUUAAGCUGUCGUUAUGGCAACAGAAGAUGCUCUCGGCUGCUUUUUUGGAACAAACGCUGGCCAGAGCAUUUGUUCUACCUGAGAAAACGCUGUGGCCAGCGUCUGUCAUCAAAGGGACACUGGGUGUGACCACGGCCUGACUGUUUCACCAUGCUCCCUCAUGAUUCCUGGGUGUUUCUGCCAUGGAGACACUUCAUUUGGGGAAAAGCUGUUGUGCCAUUUCUCUUUUUUCUUAUUUGUGAUAAAGUGUGUGUGUUUUCAAUAAACCCAUUUCCACUGAACAACACGAGCCUUCAGCAUGGCGUGAAGCGUGCGGCAAUGGUCACUUUACUCAGACAUGGCAGUGUGAGUAUGUUGCUGUGAUGUCACACAGGGCCGUGUGGGAGGAGGCCAGGGGUUUAUGGGCCGCAACACAACUUCAUGUGUGUAAUGGAACAACUGUCUGUGGUGGGACGGGACAUAAGAACCAAACAUGUUGUACUGGCGCUGGAGUGUGAUGGCUGCUGCUUUACAGAACCUCUUCCUGUACAUCAGAGAGAGGCGUCAUGUUUCACGGGCCUGUUCUGACCCACUCACACAACAGCUCUGCAAGCUCUGUAGGGUCAGCUUUACCCAUGCAUCGCCACCGGCGCCGACUGUACAGAGAAAAUUUUUUCCCCCUUUUUUCUCCCCAAUUGUACCCGGCCAAUUACCCCACUCUUCCAAGCCAUCCCGGUCGCUGCUCCACCCCCUCUGCCGAUCCCGGGAGGGCUGCAGACUACCACAUGCCUCCUCCCAUACAUGUGGAGUCACCAGCCGCUUCUUUUCACCUGACAGUGAGGAGUUUCACCAGGGGGACAUAGCGCGUGGGAGGAUCACGCUAUUCCCCCAGUUCUCCUUCCUCCCUGAACAGAUGCGCUGACCGACCAGAGGAGGUCCUAGUGCAGCGACCAGGACACAUACCCACAUCUGGCUCCCCACCUGCAGACACGGCCAAUUAUGUCUGUAGGGACACCCGACCAAGCCGGAGGUAAUACGGGGAUUCGAACCGACAAUCUCCAAGUUGGUAGGCAGUGGAAUAGACCGCCAUGCCACCCGGACACCCCCCUGUGGUUGCUGUUCAUCAGAGAGAGAGACAUCAUAUUUCAUGGGCCUGUCAGCUUGUUCCGACCCACUCACAGAACAGCUGUGUAGGCUCUGUAGGGUCAGCUUUACCCAUAUACCAUGAUUGGCGCCGACUGUAAGAACAUUUUAAUUCUGGUAUGUCAAAAAAUAAAAUGUGACCUUAAUGAUAA
Messenger RNA from Lampris incognitus (smalleye Pacific opah), 3513 nucleotides. RefSeq names its product high mobility group 20A (gene hmg20a). Gene Ontology annotation, cellular component: nucleus. The coding region runs from base 524 to 1399 and encodes 291 amino acids. The record is from RefSeq and is a predicted model, not a curated record. NCBI's taxonomy places the organism in Eukaryota, Metazoa, Chordata, Actinopteri, Lampriformes, Lampridae. Gene Ontology annotation, biological process: regulation of gene expression. The transcript has 11 exons.